Messenger RNA from Blastomyces dermatitidis ER-3, 2085 nucleotides. RefSeq lists its product as uncharacterized. Gene Ontology annotation, cellular component: actin cortical patch. Bases 354 to 1811 code for a protein of 485 amino acids. Lineage: Eukaryota; Fungi; Ascomycota; Eurotiomycetes; Onygenales; Ajellomycetaceae. Gene Ontology annotation, molecular function: phosphatidate phosphatase activity. The record is from RefSeq and is a predicted model, not a curated record. The transcript has 3 exons.
AUCAUUUCAAGCAACAGAAUCAGAGGUUGUUUAGCUGCCUCUGCUGUAACAACAUGCGAUGCUCUCAGAAGGAAUACCUGGCGAUGCACGCUUGGGGAAGCUGUAGAUAUGUCUGAUAUCCACCUAUACAUGCCAGGAAGGAUGGACCCGGCGCAAGAGAGUCAGUCAGCAGUUGCCAAUUUGGCGGAUUCCCCCCACUCGAAGAGUCCACUCGCUGCAUCAGACAACGCAUUUUUGGAGUAUCUACAUCGAUGUUCAGAUUCAGUGCUCAGGAAGAUUUCUCUCCAUCUGGAAGAACUCAUUGAUUAUCCCCGUCUGACUCGGUUUUUAGAUCCAUCAUUAAUCAAGAAAGUAUGUGGUCUCGCUGGGCAGGAUGGCGUUGUUCGUUCAUUUUUGUCCUCCUACUAUGUUAUUAUCUCGGAUCUCUUGCUGCUCUGACAGCAGUUCCAGAUCCGGACACCCCUCAUACAUCUCCAGAGCUGGAUCCGGUAUCUAUAUCAACAACCAGUGACUGGCUGAAUUUAUUGGGCAAGAUUGAGAGCUUUGUCAGGUCGCAAUUCCGUUUUCUAAGCCGCAUCACACCUUCUCUAGAGAGCGGAUUCCCGAGCAUUUUCCAGAUGUUUCCUACCGCUCAAGAUCUAAGGCAGAGUGUCAAUACCUCAGAAACAUUCCUCCAGCAUGUGGCCACAGAAGUCCUUACUAUAUCGCCAUAUGGGAACUGGACUGACCAAGGAUGGAGUCUGAGGUUUCGCGGAAGUGUUUACAAGCAACCCAAUAUUGCGGAUAGAAUGUUACACACCCUUGCAAGCAUGUUUUUACUCGGUGCUUCGAUUAAAAAGCUCCCCCCAGCAAAUUAUGCGCACUCCCUCAAUAUGACACGAAGCGUGUUUAUUCUGAAACAAAGUCAUACGAAAGUCUCGUUUCAUGUGACCCCUGACACGUCUCUGGACGCUCAUAGUGAAGACACAUUGCUUUGGACGGAAGGGCAGGACAUUGAGGUCCCCGGCGUCACGAAUAUGGAAGGCGAUUUCGAUUCAUUUAUCGAGAUUAAGAACGUGUCAGGGGCGUUUCCGAUACCUGGAAACGAAACUCGCAAAACGCAGCGUCUCAAAUUGCAUGCGUAUGGGACGGAUACUGGAAAUGCCACAGCGUACCUCAUUCCACCCGAAGGGCUCACGCUGAUUAGUGAUAUCGAUGAUGUCCUUCGAGUGUCGAAAAUAUUCUCAAUAAGGGAAGGGCUGAAUAACCUCUUUGGCCGACCUUUUGUUCCCUGGAUGAAUAUGCCUGAGAUAUAUGCGAACUGGUCAAGAAGCCUGCCGGAUCUACACUAUCACUACCUAACAACAACUCCCGAACAACUGACUCGCCCUUACAUGGAUUAUAUCUUCAAGACGUAUCCGACCGGCACUUUUGAUACUAGAAUUGUGAAUUUCACUGAUUUAGGAGCGACUUUGUCAAUCCGCGAGUUUUUGCUUGAUAAGGUCUUCCAGACUUUUCCAAAGCGAAAAUUCAUCAUUGUAGGAGAUACAACAAAUUUGGAUAUCAUGUCAUCAUAUCCCCAACUUGUGACAAAAUACCCCGGCCAGGUCCAGUGUAUACUCUUGAGAAACACAUCAGCUUCGGACAGCAGCAAUCGUGUACCAUACAAUACCAAGUGGUUCAAAGGACUAGACCAACAAAUGUACAUGUUUUUUCGCGUUCCUGAUGACCUCAAGGGGCUGGCUAUAGAGGACGGGCGAUGCUAUAAUGCAUCCAUUCCCCAAAAUGUUACUUUCGGAUGGCAAGGCCUUCCUUUUGGCAGCAACCCAUGAUUUCAAUAAAACGUGUAUUUCUCGAAGGACAUAUCUGGGGACUCCCUUCUUUAUUUCAUGGCGUUUUGAAUUUAUCAUGUGUGUGUCUGUUUCGAGCUUCCGUUGCAGGUUAAAUUGCGAACCAGUCCUGCUCAUGCGAAUGAUUUCUUAUUCUAUCGUUAUAACUGAGCUCGGUACUUAGCUUAUUUUUCAAUAAUGAAUGAUGAAUUUUAAUCUCAGUUGAAACAGAUUCUUUUCUAUUCUGUUUUUUUCUUUUCUUUUUUUUCCAUUUUUU